UUUAUAUUACUUGCUGACUCCAUCAUACUCAAUAUUACAUGCCUGGAAACUGGAAAGGCAAACUGCUCAAUUUGAUCUAGAAGAACAGGAAAGGUCGACUCUCCUGGCUUUUUUGUAGCCAAAGGUGAUCAGAGGGAGACGCACCAUCAUGAUGAAAUCUAAAGGAUCCUUUCUCAUCCUCACCGGCUGUCUGCCUUUAGCAGCGUUGUCCUUGACAUGCUACACAUGCAUGUUUCCAGCCAUCUCUCCGCUGGACUGUGUGAAAUUCCCCCAGGAAUGUCCGGUGGGCCAGAGAUGUCUUGCCAGCACAGCUGUAGGAGCAAAAGGGUCAGUGUGCAUCGUCCUGUACGAGCGGAGCUGUGCCCUGCCAUCACAGUGUGACCUGAGAGGAGAGAAACAGGCAGCAGGAGUUUCCUUCAACUACACGAAUGAGUGCUGUGACACGGAUCUCUGCAACACUGCUGCACCCAUCAGCUCCCCCCGCUGGACCGGAGCAGUGCUGAGCCUCUGCGGUCUGGCCCUCCUGCUCCAGCUGGGAUGAGGGAGCUCUUAAUCUAACAGGAGGUGCUCACUACAUUAUCAGCAAAGUCUGAGAUUCAGAAACACCAUGACAUACCAACACCAUCCGUUUGCAACCAAUGCAUCAGCUCAAAUUUUAAAUGCACACAAGACUGAAACUAUAAGUCCAUCUACGCACUUUCUUGCAGACGCCAUGCUUGAAAGGAAGUGCCUGCAACCACACACACACACACACACACACACACAGUGCAUUAAAGCUCAUGAGAAUGAGUCAUGUAGUUACUCAAUGCUCAAAAUAAUGAAACUCUUCUUCUAAACAGUUAAACUGAGUUUAAACAGCUGCUAAAUCUGACAGCUAAUUUGCUUUGUCUUAUUUUUUUGGUUGCUG
Molecule: messenger RNA, 907 nt
Organism: Sinocyclocheilus anshuiensis
Lineage: Eukaryota; Metazoa; Chordata; Actinopteri; Cypriniformes; Cyprinidae
Product: lymphocyte antigen 6B
Exons: 3
Coding region: 149-541 (130 amino acids)
Source: RefSeq, a predicted model, not a curated record